CCCGCUUCCGCUUCCGGUGUGAGCAGCCGGGCCGGGGGGGCAAGAUGGCGGCGGCAGUAGGGGUCCGCGGCCGGUGCGAGCUGCCGCCUUGCUCCGGCCCAGGCUGGCUCCUCAGUCUUUCCGCCUUGCUGAGUGUGGCGGCUCGAGGGGCCUUCGCCACCACGCACUGGGUCGUCACGGAGGACGGGAAGAUCCAGCAGCAGGUGGAUUCGCCGAUGAACUUGAAGCAUCCCCAUGACUUAGUCAUAUUAAUGAGACAAGAAACAACCGUUAACUACCUCAAAGAAUUGGAGAAGCAAUUAGUUGCUCAAAAAAUUCACAUAGAAGAGAAUGAGGACAGAGAUACAGGACUGGAACAGAGACAUAAUAAAGAAGAUCCAGACUGCAUCAAAGCCAAGGUGCCCUUAGGAGACCUGGAUCUCUAUGAUGGCACAUACAUAACUUUGGAAAGCAAAGACAUCAGCCCUGAAGAUUAUAUCGACACAGAAUCUCCUGUCCCUCCAGACCCUGAGCAACCUGAUUGUACCAAAAUUCUAGAACUUCCAUAUAGUAUACAUGCUUUUCAGCACCUGCGAGGUGUACAAGAGAGAGUUAAUCUUUCGGCACCUCUGUUACCUAAAGAAGAUCCAAUCUUCACAUAUUUAUCUAAACGACUAGGAAGAAGUAUAGAUGACAUAGGCCACCUCAUUCAUGAAGGCCUACAGAAGAAUUCUUCCUCAUGGGUACUGUAUAACAUGGCUUCAUUUUACUGGAGAAUAAAGAAUGAGCCAUAUCAGGUAGUGGAAUGUGCCAUGCGAGCACUUCACUUCUCUUCCAGGCACAAUAAAGACAUUGCUCUGGUCAACUUGGCAAAUGUUCUGCACAGAGCUCACUUCUCUGCAGAUGCUGCUGUUGUGGUCCAUGCAGCUCUGGAUGACAGUGACUUCUUCACCAGCUAUUACACUUUGGGAAACAUAUACGCAAUGCUGGGGGAGUAUAACCACUCAGUGCUCUGUUAUGACCAUGCUUUGCAAGCCAAACCUGGGUUUGAGCAAGCUAUAAAGAGGAAGCAUGCUGUCCUGUGUCAGCAAAAACUCGAGCAGAAAUUGGAAGCUCAACAUAGAUCCCUCCAGCGAACACUGAAUGAGUUGAAAGAAUACCAAAAACAGCAUGACCACUACUUGAGACAGCAGGAGAUCCUAGAGAAACAUAAGCUGAUUCAGGAGGAGCAAAUCUUAAGAAAUAUCAUCCAUGAGACACAGAUGGCAAAAGAGGCACAAUUAGGAAAUCAUCAGAUAUGCCGGCUGGUCAACCAGCAGCAUAGUUUACACUGCCAGUGGGACCAACCUGUGCGCUACCAUCGUGGAGACAUUUUUGAAAAUGUGGACUAUGUUCAGUUUGGUGAGGAUUCAUCAACCUCCAGUAUGAUGUCUGUGAAUUUUGAUGUUCAGGCAAAUCAGAGUGAUAUCAGUGAUUUGGUCAAGUCUUCUCCUGUAGCCCAUUCCAUUCUCUGGAUCUGGGGCAGGGAUUCUGAUGCAUAUAGGGACAAACAGCAUAUUCUGUGGCCUAAAAGAGCAGAUUGUGUAGAAAGUUAUCCGAGAGUCCCUAUUGGUGGGGAAUUGCCAACGUAUUUUCUGCCUCCGGAAAACAAAGGACUCAGGAUCCACGAACUCAACAGUGAUGAUUAUUCUUCAGAAGAAGAGGCCCAAACCCCUGACUGUUCCAUAACUGACUUCAGAAAAAGCCAGACUCUGUCCUACUUAGUCAAAGAAUUAGAGGUCCGCAUGGAUCUGAAAGCCAAAAUGCCAGAUGACCAUGCACGAAAAAUUUUGCUUUCCCGUAUUAAUAACUAUACUAUCCCAGAAGAAGAAAUUGGGUCUUUCUUAUUUCAUGCUAUUAAUAAGCCAAAUGCUCCUGUCUGGCUGAUACUCAAUGAAGCUGGACUCUACUGGAGAGCAGUAGGAAACAGCACGUUUGCUAUUGCUUGUCUUCAGAGGGCUUUGAAUUUGGCUCCACUUCAGUACCAGGACAUUCCUCUUGUGAACUUGGCCAACCUUUUGAUUCACUAUGGCCUCCAUCUUGAUGCCACUAAGCUGCUACUUCAAGCUUUGGCCAUCAACAGCUCUGAGCCCCUGACCUUUUUGAGCCUGGGAAAUGCUUACCUUGCUCUGAAGAAUAUCAGUGGGGCACUUGAGGCCUUUAGACAGGCUUUGAAAUUAACUACCAAAUGCCCAGAAUGUGAAAACAGCCUGAAGCUGAUUCGCUGUAUGCAGUUUUAUCCUUUUCUGUACAACAUCACCUCUUCUGUUUGCAGUGGUAAUUGUCAUGAGAAAACCCUGGACAACAGCCAUGACAAACAGAAAUAUUUUGACAACUCACAGUCACUGGAUGCUGCUGAAGAAGAGCCCUCUGAGACAGGAACAGAGGAGGACCCUGUACUCUCUGUUGAGAAUUCAGGGAGGGACUCAGAUGCCCUUAGACUUGAAAGUACAGUGGUUGAGGAGAGCAAUGGUUCUGAUGAGAUGGAGAAUUCAGAUGAAACAAAAAUGUCUGAAGAGAUACUGGCUCUGGUGGACGAAUUUCAACAGGCAUGGCCUCUGGAAGGCUUUGGGGGAGCACUGGAGAUGAAAGGGCGGCGUCUAGACUUGCAGGGGAUACGCGUACUGAAGAAGGGUCCCCAGGAUGGAGUGGCCAGAAGCUCUUGCUAUGGAGACUGCAGAAGUGAAGAUGAUGAAGCAACAGAAUGGAUCACAUUCCAGGUCAAACGUGUAAAGAAACCCAAAGGAGAGCAGAAGAAAACCCCUGGCAAAAAGGUAGAACCAAAUCAAGCAGAAAAUGUGCAUUGUUACCAAUCAAACCUGGAGAUCACUGGCCCAAAGGUAGCAUCUCCUGGGCCACAAGGGAAAAAGCGUGACUACCAGAGUCUGGGAUGGCCCAGCCCGGACGAGUGCCUCAAACUCCGCUGGGUAGAGCUGACUGCCAUCGUGAGCACCUGGCUCGCGGUUUCUUCAAAAAACAUUGACAUCACAGAACACAUAGACUUUGCCACUCCGAUACAGCAGCCAGCGAUGGAGCCUCUUUGCAAUGGCAAUCUUCCUACGAGCAUGCACACCCUGGACCACUUGCAGGGGGUCUCCAACCGGGCCAGCCUGCACUACACGGGUGAGAGCCAGUUAACAGAGGUAUUGCAAAAUCUUGGCAAAGACCAAUAUCCACAGCAGUCACUUGAACAAAUCGGCACCCGAAUUGCCAAAGUUUUGGAAAAGAACCAGACAUCCUGGGUCCUUUCCAGCAUGGCAGCCCUCUACUGGAGAGUAAAAGGCCAAGGAAAGAAGGCUAUUGACUGCCUCCGCCAGGCCCUCCACUAUGCUCCACACCAGAUGAAGGAUGUGCCCCUGAUUAGCCUGGCUAAUAUCUUGCACAAUGCCAAGCUCUGGAAUGACGCUGUCAUAGUAGCCACCAUGGCAGUAGAGAUCGCACCGCACUUUGCUGUGAACCACUUCACGCUGGGCAACGUCUACGUGGCAAUGGAAGAGUUUGAAAAAGCACUGGUGUGGUAUGAAUCGACGCUGAAGCUGCAGCCUGAGUUUGUUCCGGCCAAGAACCGAAUCCAGACUAUCCAGUGUCACUUGAUGCUGAAGAAGGGACGGCGCUCUCCCUAGUGCAUCCCUCCUCUCUCUCUUUCUCUCUUUCUCUCUCUCUCUCUCCCUUCAUGCUCUUAAAAAAAAAAAAAAUAAGAAAAGAAA
Messenger RNA from Panthera uncia (snow leopard), 3725 nucleotides. RefSeq names its product tetratricopeptide repeat domain 17 (gene TTC17). Gene Ontology annotation, cellular component: actin cytoskeleton; cytoplasm. Gene Ontology annotation, molecular function: protein binding. The transcript has 25 exons. NCBI's taxonomy places the organism in Eukaryota, Metazoa, Chordata, Mammalia, Carnivora, Felidae. The record is from RefSeq and is a predicted model, not a curated record. Gene Ontology annotation, biological process: actin filament polymerization; cilium organization. The coding region runs from base 45 to 3641 and encodes 1198 amino acids.